GCCACCAGGAUGCCAGCAUUGCCUCUGGAUGAGCUCCAGCUGACAGAAAGGGAUCCCAAGACAGGGAAGCUGAGAACUUUACCAGCACUGCACCCAGAAAUCAAAGCAGAUCGGUCCUUUGUGCUGUACAGACCUCCCCCCGCUGUCAGAGACUCUGCUCUGGUGGAGGAGUUCCUGGAGAGAGCAAAAUUCAUUGCAGAUGACCUCAACUGGCUCCUGGCUUUGCCUCAUGAUAAAUUUUGGUGUCAGGUGAUAUUUGAUGAGACCCUUCAGAAGUGUUUGGAUUCCUACCUGCACUAUGCCCCUCGCAAGUUCGAUGCACUGUGGGAUUGCCACCCAGAGGUGAAUGACAUGCAGAGAUGUCUUCACCGGAGUGUCUUCCUCACUUUUCUCAGAAUGUCCACCCACAAGGAGUCCAAGGACCACUUUAUCACUCCCUCUGUCUUUGGAGAAAUUAUUUACAAUAACUUCCUGUUUGACAUCCCCAAGAUUCUGGAUCUCUGUGUGCUUUUUGGGAAAGGAAAUGGUCUCCUGCUCCAGAAGAUGAUUGAAAAUGUCUUCACUCAGCAGCCAAGUUACUUUGGUGACCUGGAUGAAACUCUUCCCACUGUCCUCCAGGUGUUCAACAACAUUUUGCACAAGUGUGGUUUGCAGUGUGAAGGAGCCUCUGCUGACCCCCAGAAACUGGAAGAAAAAGUCAGUGUGACUCCAGGGAACAUGCCCCUCCAGGAGCUGAAGGACAUUGUGCUGUACUUAUGUGACACCUGUACAACGCUCUGGGCCUUUCUUGAUGUCUUCCCCUUGGCUUGCCAGACCUUCCAAAAACACGAGUUUUGUUACAGAUUAGCUUCAUUUUAUGAACUGGCAAUUCCUGAGCUGGAAUCUGCAGUCAAGAAGAGGCAUUAUGAGGAUAACAGUGUUUUUGCUGAUUUAUGGAGGAGGAUUUCACAUUCCAGAAAGAAGAUGAUAGAAGCUUUUCACAUUGUAAUAAACCAAGUCUGUCUGCAGCCCAUCUUAGAGAGCAGUUGUGAGAAUAUUCAGCCAUUUAUUGAGGAGUUUCUGCAGAUCUUCACCUCAGUGCUUCAGGAGAGGAGGUUUCUCCGUGACUACGACGAGCUGUUUCCCGUUGAGGAUGAUGUCAGUCUGCUUCAGCAGGCAUCUUCCACCCUAGAUGAGACCAGGACAGCCUAUGUCCUCCAAGCAGUGGAAAGUGCCUGGGAAGGGGCAGGCAGGAAAAAAACCCAAGUUGUUAAAGAUGGAGCAGCAUCCAAUGGAGCAUCAGCAACAGUGGAGAGCACUGCAGAGGGCAGGGAGGAGCUGGGGGCUGCCUAUGCAUCAGAGGAUGAGUGUGCUGGUGCCACAGCUGCACCCAUCCCUGAGGUGUCUGGUGUGGAGCUGGACUCUCUCAUCUCCCAAGUGAAGGACCUACUGCCAGACCUUGGUGAGGGAUUCAUCCUGGCCUGCCUGGAGGAGUAUGGAUACAACACUGAGCAAGUGAUCAACAACAUUCUGGAAGAUAAGCUGAUGCCAUGCUUGGAUAAGAUGGACAGAAAGAUGCAAAGACAGCUGAAGCCAGACCCAACUCCUCUAGUCUCUUCUCGCUAUAAUGUGUUCCAGAACGAUGAGUUUGAUGUUUUCAGCCGGGAUUCAGUGGAUAUGUCUCGGAUACAGAAGGGCAAGCGGGAGAAGGACACGACCAGGAGUUUGGUGAAUGACAAGCGCGUGGUGGCAGCGCAGAGGCAGCGCUACAGCCAGUACAGCGUGGUGGUGGAGGAGGUUCCCCUGCAGCCUGGAGAGGCUCAGCUCUACGAGGACUACGAGGAUGAGUACGAUGACACGUACGAUGGGAACCAAGUGGGGGCCAACGAUGCUGACUCGGAUGAUGAGCUGAUCAGCAGGAGGCCAUUCACAAUUCCUCAAGUCUUGAGACCUAAAGGACAAGAGGAAGGACAGGAGGAAGAGGAAGAGGAUGAAGAGGAGGAGGAGGAAGCUGAAAAGGAAAGAACAAAGGACCACUUUGUGCAGGACCCAGCUGUGCUGCGGGAGAGAGCUGAAGCCAGGCGCCAGGCGUUCCUCGCGAGGAAGGGGCACAAGCAUGACAGCAGCUCUGCCGUUGUUGGGAACACGAAGGGCCAUGGGCAGAACCGGGAGACAGUGCAGGAACGGAGGAAGAAGGAAGCAAACAAAAGCACAAGAGCCAACCACAACCGCCGAGCCAUGGCCGACAGGAAGCGCAGCAAGGGCAUGAUUCCCUCCUGA
Molecule: messenger RNA, 2259 nt
Organism: Acanthisitta chloris (rifleman)
Lineage: Eukaryota; Metazoa; Chordata; Aves; Passeriformes; Acanthisittidae
Gene: ASCC2
Product: activating signal cointegrator 1 complex subunit 2
Exons: 18
Coding region: 10-2259 (749 amino acids)
Biological process (GO): regulation of DNA-templated transcription
Molecular function (GO): ubiquitin binding
Source: RefSeq, a predicted model, not a curated record